Molecule: messenger RNA, 264 nt
Organism: Pleurotus ostreatus (oyster mushroom)
Lineage: Eukaryota; Fungi; Basidiomycota; Agaricomycetes; Agaricales; Pleurotaceae
Exons: 4
Coding region: 1-264 (87 amino acids)
Biological process (GO): intracellular iron ion homeostasis
Cellular component (GO): cytosol; nucleus
Molecular function (GO): 2 iron, 2 sulfur cluster binding
Source: RefSeq, a predicted model, not a curated record
AUGGCCGUUGAUACAAAUGUUUUGGAGACCGUUAUCCGAGGCGCUUUGCCUGUGAUGCACCUCGAAAUCGAGGAUCAGUCAAAUGGGUGCGGGGAGAACUAUGCCAUCAUCCUCGUUAGCGAGGCUUUCGAAGGGAAAACAACGCUGGCACGCCAUCGUUGGGUCAAUGACUUGCUGAAGAAAGAGAUAGCGCAAAUGCACGCAUUCUCGCAGAAAACCUUCACACCCAAGCAAUACGAGGCAUAUUUGGCCAAGAACGCCUAA